This is a messenger RNA of Exserohilum turcica Et28A, 2189 nucleotides long. RefSeq lists its product as uncharacterized. The transcript has 7 exons. The record is from RefSeq and is a predicted model, not a curated record. Gene Ontology annotation, biological process: glutathione biosynthetic process. Gene Ontology annotation, cellular component: glutamate-cysteine ligase complex. The coding region runs from base 114 to 2105 and encodes 663 amino acids. NCBI's taxonomy places the organism in Eukaryota, Fungi, Ascomycota, Dothideomycetes, Pleosporales, Pleosporaceae. Gene Ontology annotation, molecular function: glutamate-cysteine ligase activity.
GCCGCCAACCUCCCCCCGCCACAAGGCCCCAAUUCCUGCAGUGCUCCCCCAACCACCUCCCCGCAAUCGCCGUUCAAGAGCCACAAGCCACCCACCCAUUCACAAUCUCGGCCAUGGGUCUGCUGGCCCUUGGAACGCCGCUCGACUGGCCGGAUGCCAAGAAGGCUGCCCACCAGGUCAGGUCGUGGGGAAUCGAACAACUACUUGCCAUCUGGCGCAAUGCCAAGGGCAAGGAAAGGGAUGCCCUCCUCUGGGGAGACGAGAUUGAGUACCUGGUGGUUUGCUACGAUGAACAUCACCACAAGGUCCGCCUGUCGCUGCGCCAGGCCGACAUUCUAGCUGCCUUGGCCAACGACGAGAAGCUUCUGCAGCAAGGCGGCGGCGUGCCGGACCUGCAGACUGGAAAUGCCGAUGCAAAAGACAAUCCCGCACCCGUGUUUCAUCCGGAAUUUGGAAGGUUCAUGCUGGAAGCAACUCCUGGAAAACCGUGGGGAAUUGGCUUCAAGGAUCUACUCGACGUGGAGCCCAAUAUGAAGUGGAGACGAGCCAUAGCCAAGGAUCACAUGGCACAGACGGAAUUUCCGGUUACAUUGACGACAUUCCCUCGUCUUGGAUCAGCUGACUGUAUCGUACCGUCUUAUCCUGUUUCAGGCCCCAAGCUACGCUCCCAGUUUGUUCCGGACGAAAUUGCCAAUCCCCAUAUCCGCUUCCCAACGCUGGCUGCCAACAUCCGCUGGCGAAGAGGCAGAAAGGUGCAAGUCAACGUGCCCGUGUUUCGAGACGAGAAGACGUCGUGGCCUUGGAAGGAUCCCACUGUCAACUAUGAUUUGCACAACUGGCCCGAGGACGACGAUGUCCGCAAUGGCGCUGCCCAGGACAACUACAUCCACAUGGAUGCCAUGGCCUUUGGCAUGGGCAGCUGCUGCUUGCAAAUCACCUUCCAGGCAAAAAACAUUGAAGAGGGAAGGACCAUGUACGACCAACUCAGCCCGAUAGCCCCCAUUCUGCUGGCAUUGACGGCAGGAACACCAAUCUACAAGGGCUUCCUGGCCGACACCGACGUGCGCUGGAACCAGAUCAGCAGGGCGGUUGAUGACCGGACCCCAGAAGAACUGGGAGAAAAGCCUCUCAAGAACGAUAGAUGGCGACUUCCCAAGUCUCGCUAUGCAUCCAACUCGACCUACAUUGCCCAGGACCCACGCCUGCGGCCAGAGUAUCUCGACCCAGACCUCAUCAUAGACCCCGAUCUCAAGAAGCGGCUGGUCGACGGCGGUAUGGAUGAUUUGCUGGCAACCCACUUUGCACAUCUCUUCAUCCGCGACCCGAUUGUUGUCUUUGCCGAAGAUCUCCAGGAACUCGAUCUUACCAAAGCCGACCACUUUGAGAACUUGCAAUCAACCAAUUGGCAGCACAUGCGCUUCAAACCUCCGCCAGCUGGCUCCGACAUGGGCUGGCGCGUUGAGUUCCGACCUAUGGAAAUCCAGAUCACGGACUUUGAGAACGCGGCCUUCUCCAUCUUCAUCGUGUUGCUCACCCGUGCAAUCCUGUCAUUCAACCUCAACUUCUACAUCCCCAUCACACUAGUGUCGGAGAACAUGGAGACAGCACACAUUCGUGACGCGGUGUCGACGCAAAAGUUCUGGUUCCGCAAAGACCCUUUUCCAGCGCACAAGCCCAGCAGCGGCACUGGAACUUCGACACCCGCUGAUGCAAGCCGACCAGCAACUCCCACUGGGCCGGUGGAGGACGAGUACGAGCAAAUGACGAUCAAUGAAGUCAUCAACGGACAGCAAACCUCGUCGGGCGACGCCGGUUUCCCUGGCCUCAUCCCUCUUGUAGAGUCAUACCUCAACAGCAUGAACGUUGAUGUCGAGACUCGCUGUGAUCUUGCCACCUAUCUUGAUUUGAUCCGCAAACGCGCCAACGGCACAUACUGGACGGCAGCCAAGUGGAUCAGGCAUUUUGUCCAGUCCCACCCAGCAUACCAGAAAGACAGCGUAGUAAACGACGAAAUUACAUACGACCUUAUCAAGGCCACGGAGCAGAUUACAAAGAACGAGGGCAGAGAUGGAUUGGGCAAGGAGAUGUUGGGCAAAAGGCGCUGAAAACAAGCAAAUUAUGCUUUGCAACUUACGGGAGAGGUUGAAAAGUACAGGACACGUGCAUUGCGUAUAUAGAUAUGCGGGCAG